Culex pipiens pallens (northern house mosquito) is the source of this 1063-nucleotide messenger RNA. RefSeq names its product origin recognition complex subunit 6 (gene Orc6). Gene Ontology annotation, biological process: DNA replication; DNA replication initiation. Lineage: Eukaryota; Metazoa; Arthropoda; Insecta; Diptera; Culicidae. The coding region runs from base 110 to 904 and encodes 264 amino acids. Gene Ontology annotation, cellular component: nuclear origin of replication recognition complex. The transcript has 2 exons. Gene Ontology annotation, molecular function: DNA binding. The record is from RefSeq and is a predicted model, not a curated record.
GCGCGAAAUUUGCAGCAAAAGGAAAUUACAUUUUUGAGGAAUCAGCUAAACUCGCAAUCAAAACAGUGGUUUAUGUGAAACAAAAUUUAAUUUACAAAAUUCACCAAACAUGGCCACAGCAGAGCAGAAACUCUUGAUGCAGAUGAUCCGAAAGUUGGGGUUGGCCGAGAACGAACAGCUGGUUCCCAAAUCCACCGAACUUCAGCGCCUGCUCGAGCUCAAAUCCUCCGGCGGCGCUACCAACCUGGGCGACUACGCCAAGGCCACAAUCUGCAUCGACUUGGCGUCCGCCCUGCUCGGUCUCCCGUUCGACACGGAAACCGCGCUCAAGCUGUCCGGCCUCCGGAAGACCGCGUACGCAAACGCGAAACGAACGCUCGAGAAGCUGCUGGACAUCAACAAGAUCGUCGGCAUCGCGGAAAUUUGCAUCGCGCUGGGUCUGAGUCAGGUGCAGCGCGAGGCCACCACACUGCUGGAGGCUUACAAACGGUUCGCCGGUGGUGGCAGCGCGGUCGAGAUUGAUUUCACCCACCCGCAGUACGCCACGAUGGCCGUGUUUCAGGCGUGCAAGCGGCAGAAGGUGAAGCCGCCCAAGACGAAGCUGGUUGGGUACAGUCACUUGAAGCCGGCCCAGUGGACGCUGCUGGAGAAGAACUGGGAGAAGUUCUUGGCGAGUGCGGCGGCGUCCGAGCUGAGUGCCAAGUCGAAGCAAAAUGGGAAGGCGAUGGAGGUUGACGCGGGGGAGGAAGUUGUGGCGGAGAAACGGACUGCGGGCAACGGGUUGAAGCACGGAUUGGCGGCGGAUAAAAUUGAACCGUACGUUAGCUGGAAGAAGCGAAUGCUCGAGAAGGCCUACCGGGAAUUGAAGGUGAUGGAGCUGAAGGCGCUGGAGCAGGUGCGGUAAAAGAGGGGGAGGGAUUUUGGUUUUAAAAUCGUUUAGUUGCCAUAGAAUACGUUAUACUCCACUUUACAACAUCGAUUUAGCUAGUAAGAGUGAUUGUUUUUUUUACAGCGGAAAUAAUUUGCUAGGCUUUUCCUAAUAAAUUGAUUCUCAACAUUUAAG